UGUGACGUAGGCCACGGGGCGGGGCACGCUAGCCUAGGACUUGACUGAAGCCUCUGUUGCCUAUUAGAGGUUAUUCAGGCGGCUGGAAAGCGAAUUCACGCUUUUGGUUUUCUUUCUUAGGCUUGUACAUUUGGCUUUCUGUUGUAUAUGUUUUUGAAAUCUCACACUGGACAUAUUCAGAUAUCAUCUACUCGGACAGGAAUAUCGGAUGGUCAAACGGGACAAUUGAAUUUGUGUUCAGCAAGGGCUGGAGGAUUUAAACGGCAAGCUACAAGCGCGUCUUCUGCUUUAAGCUUCUGACAGCGAAUGUAUUACACAUUGAAAUCAACUUCGGGAAAGUUUAACGUUUGCUCGGAAGCAAGCAGAUUUUGUUUCUACCCAUAUUGUGGGAUGCGCUGAAUUGCGCUUGAGAAUAUUUCGAGACUCAAAGAAAGAGAACACCGAGGACGUUCUGAAUUUCUGUUCUAUUGUCGAAUACAAGAAUAUGCUGACUUUAAAUUAAUUUAGCAGAUAUAAGUAUCGAUAUUUCAUAUCUUAACUAUUGAAUCCCCUUAAAAUCUGCGUGGCCAAAUCUACAACAUUUUUGCUAUGAUGACCUGGAGCUGAGACUGGAAAUAAAGGACUGUCUCCGAACUUGUAGAUGAGCGGUUGGGAUUGUCGGAACAUGAAGUCAGUUACCGGUCUGUUUGUUGCAAGUGUGUUGCUGUGUUCAACGAUCUCGUCCUGGAGCGCGACUGCUAACAGCUAUGGAGACAUUCCUAGGCUAGGUUCCGCUGAUUUUAGUGGCGUAAAUAACUUCAGCACCUUCCUAUUGGACCGUGUGUCUGGGAUGCUCUAUCUUGGUGCACGGGAUGCAGUCAUCGCUGUGGAUACUGCUAAUCUGUCCAAGAGGAAGAUGAUUGAGUGGAGUGUUCCAGAAGAAAAGAGGAAAUCUUGUGUUGCUAAAGGAAAAACAGAGGACGAUUGCAAGAACUACGUCCGCCUGCUGGAGUUUCUGGUUGAUGGACGCAUAUAUGCCUGUGGGACCUUUGCCUUUGACCCCCAGUGUGCAUUUAUUAACAUCUCUUCAUUCUCUCUGGAGAAACAUGAAGAUGGGAGCAUGAAGAUGGAGACGGGGAAAGGGAAAUGCCCCUUUGAGCCUAGCCAGCAUUACACAGCAGUCAUGGCAGGAGGGAUCCUUUACACUGCUGCCACAAGUAACUUUCUAGGCACAAUGUAUGACAUUUCCAGGGCAACAGGCCUCGAGCAGGAACGCAUCCGCACUGAACAAUCAAUCAAUUGGCUUAGUGAUCCAGAGUUUGUCAGUUCUGCUUUCAUCCAAGAGGAUGAGAAGAACAACCCUACUGGUGAAGAUGACAAAAUUUACUUUUUCUUCACUGAAGUAGCUAAAGAAUAUGACCUUUACGCCAAGGUCAAAGUGCCCCGAGUGGCCAGAGUCUGCAAGUCUGAUGUAGGUGGUAUGAAGACUUUGCAGAGAAGGUGGACGACGUUUCUGAAGGCCCAGCUGGUGUGUGAAGAUCGAGCAAGUGGACAGCGAUUUAACGUUCUGACUGAUGUGUUCACUGUACAGCACCAGCCUGGAGACCCCAGCAGCACACACUUCUAUGGCAUAUUCACCUCACAGUGGGAAAGAGGGGAGCUGUCAGCCGUGUGUGUGUACAGUCUGGAGGAGAUCACUAAGGUGAUGAAUGGACCCUUUAAAGAGCUGAAAAAGUCCUGUGAGACCUGGAUUAACCCAGAGCCCAUACCAACACCCCGACCAGGACAGUGUCUGAAUAGUGCUCUGAUGGAGCAGGGCUUUGAGUCCUCCCUGAAGCUACCUGAUAAAGUGCUGACGUUCGUGCGUGAUCACCCUCUUAUGGAGAACAGUGUGGUGGCAGCACCCCUGAUGAUCAGAAAUGGCAUCACAUACACUAAACUUGCCGUUACCUUAACAAUGGCCUCCAGUGGCCUGAAGCAACACAUGACCACUGUUUUACACCUUGGAACAGAUCAUGGAGAGCUGCACAAAGUCGCUGUAGUUGGUCCGAAUGCAACUCUUAUUGAAGAAGUCCCUCUGUUUUCUGCACAGGAGCCAGUGAAUAACAUAUUGCUAUACAAAGAUGAGGCACUGGUGGGCACUCCUCUCUCUCUGGUGAAGUUACCCAUAGUGGGUUGUUCUCUGUACUCCACCUGCGAGGUGUGUGCACGUGCCCGAAAUAUUGGCUGUGUAUGGAGGCAUAAAGAGGGAGAUUGUGCUUUGAAGCCUGGUGAAGUGGUAGAAGCAGAUGAUUUGGUCAGGCAAUGCAACAAAGAUGAAGGUCUUUGCUCCCCGCCUGUAAUUGAAAUGCGUGUUGUAAAGGAUCUGCGUGUCCUGCUUUCUUGUGUGCAACUGUCUCCUCGUCCCUGCCGCUGGGACCAUCCUCCACAUAGUCACACCCGCCGCCACAACAAUGACCUGGAGGUGCAGGUCUCAGAUGAGAGUUUUGGCACCUACGUGUGUCUAUGUGAUGAAGUAGGCAGAGAUCAGCCACCCUGCCGCAGAGCCGAGUACCAGCUGACCCUUGACAACCCCAGCAUGGAGGGGAAUGUGGCCACUGCAGGUGGCCGACACUUCCUGGCUUCCCACAUCAUGUUAUUAGUUGUAGGUUUUGUAUUGGGUGGGAUUGUGAUGUUUCUAAUUUACAAACGGCAAGGCGGCAUGAGAGGGGGCGGGAACUCAUCAUCCACGUUGGAAAAGGGGCGGGACUUGCUUCCUUCUACAGACACACCGCAGUCUCCAAGCAGCGCCAGUUUGAUGUCAGAGGCGGUUCCAUUAACCGAGAAAAGGAACGGGACACUGAACGGUCAUGGACACAAUAUGCACCCGGCUGGGCACAACAGCAGGCAUAUUUAUUCUAACUCCAGCGGACUAAAACUGCAGGAAUCAGCUGUGAACCUAGCAGAGGAGUUGGAUGGCAGAGAAAGUGCGGGACCAGAUGGGGAGGAGGAGGGAUUGGGGGAGGGGCUAAGUGAGAUGGAGGAGGAGUUUUCUAAGAUGCCUUGUCUAAGAGGAGCACCUCUGGCACAGUGUGAAGAAAGCUCUAUCUAAACACCAGCACACACGUGAUUUUUGAGACUACACUCUGUGAAAGGCUCGCAAACACAGAUGGAGGGCUGGAGGAGAAGAGGAAAGCAGACAAUCAAAGAAACUGAUACACAUUCCAAAUAAACGAUUGACAUACGCAGUCGCACAAAGAAACACACAAACAAAUAAACUGCAUUUGUUGGAGGCUCCUCUACUACUCCUUUACAUCACUGUCCAGACCAUUCAUUCCUGUGUACAUAACAUGCUGUGUAGAUCUGUGUCUAUCCUGCUGUUUCUGCAUGUAUUUGUUUAUACGAAUAGGCACUUUUGUGUACCAUCCUUAAAGCCAUGCGCACCCACGUGGAAAUACACAGUCUGUGCAUCUGUGUGUGUGUAGUUCUUAGUUGCUUAGUUCGCAGCCCAGAGCAGCACAAAGCCAGGAAGAAUCUGCUAAUUCUGGGCUGAUUACUGAAAUAAAAUAAUUUGAUUUGUCACCAAAAAGGGCUUUCAAGCAAGAAACCCCUCUGUGAUUGAUGCUACACAGCAGCAAAUAAUGAAUGAAUGAUAAAGAGACUGGAAAUGUGAUUCUUGCCUUACAGAUAAAGUGGUUUGAGUACUGCUAAUGAAGGUACUGUGGCCUAUGGCAGGGAUGGAUUGUGGGGUCGCUGCCAGAGAAAGGAACAUAAAGCGGCCCUCAGAGCAUACAGUAUGAGUUGGGCCCCUUGAUGUAGGAGAAUGAUUAAGGGCUUUCGCAUCGCAGGAACUAUUGGCGGAAGUACCCGCUUGUUGGCGUGUUUGCACCACAGGAACUAGGAACGGUUUUAGUUCUAGAAACUCAGUUAGCUCCUACCUCAGAGUAGGGUCUAAAACAGUUCAACUACCAGUGACGUAAGUGUACGCUGAUUGGCCAAGCGCAUACGAAACAUUGGCUACAUUAAAAAGCCAUGUAAAAAUACUUAAUGUUUGUAAAUGCAGCAAAGUUCUUGCUGUCGGUGCAAAUGCAACCGGGAAAACAGCCCGAUGGAGAAAUUGUUUCUCUAGGAACCACCCUGCUGGCUAGUUCCUAGAACUACUUGGUGCGAAAGCCCCUACUGACAUGGACCACCAACUAGUGUGCCAAGGGGCCUCACAGGGCCAUGAUUCAGUCUGGAACUAUAGUGCCCCAUUUUGAGUGAAGAGAGAAAACUAUUUAGCAGUCUUCUCCUGUAUAUCAGACCUGUGAACUGAUAGUAGAUAGUGAAAAUUGGACUUUACUUGACCACUGCAAAUUCAGUCAGUUACAUUCAGAGCAAGGGAGUUGUUCUUAUCUGGAAUGGGGCUGGCAGUGUUUUGUGGUGUCACGAGAAGCAGUCAAACCACUAUAGGGACCAGAUGUAGCAUGUUCUGUUCAUAAUAAUCUGCACAGACAAAGGUGGAUGUUGCUUUAUAUUGUUUCGCAUGAAUGCCUAUUGAAACUACAAGGAAAUCGUCAAAAUGGAAAUGAAGAGUGAAGGAUUGAUACAUUAUUAUUGAUUGUUUUGAGUUUCCCUUUAAGGACAGAGAAUGUGGCUCAUUUGAAGGUAUAUUUAUCCCCAGUAAAGUGCAUGAUGCAAAGUAGCCAUGAAUACAGAGCUACAGAUUUGUUAUACAAUGAUCAGGGGCUACAGGUUAAUCUAAUGCACUCCCAGUACAAAGAGUGUUCUAUUUAUGUAGCCACAAUGAUGUCUGUUUCAGGAGUAUGUAAAUAUUUGUGAAUAUAAAAGAAAAUGAGAGUAAGAUCUUUAAAACUUUUUUUUAUUCUCUCUUUUCACCACUUGUUGGGCAGGGUCUGGGUGGGAGAAGAGUUGGGUUCUUCCUAAGUGUCAAACAGUCCCUCUGCCAGCCUAAAUGUUGGAUCACAUUCAAAUGCCAUUUCCUGCCAUAUUCCAUUAGAAUAACUUGGAUCUACUCACAAUCUCCAUUUAUUUAUUUUGUGUUUUGUAUUUUUUUUUUAAUAUAUAUAUAUAUUUGUAACAUUAUGUCAAAGUGACGGUAACACUCUGGAUUAUGUACAAUAUAUCUUGUCUUCUAAAUCUUUGUCAGCACUCAAUAAAAUAAUGACAACAGGUACAUUCAACCCCAUAAAGUUCUCAUUUAAAAUUCCUGAUCUUCUUUUGAGGUGAUAGUGAUAGUUUGAAAUAAACCUUCAACCCUGUCAGUGUACAAUAGUAAAUCUACUGUAGUUAACUUGUCCACAUGGUCUUAUGUUAAUAUUAUUGAAAAUAACAGAUCAUUUAGUGUUACAUGCUCUUUGUUGUUUAUUCUGAAUAAAGAAGUAUGUUUAAUGUACAGAUAUGUUGUAUUCUAAGUUUCUAUUUUUAUAAUUUAUAUAUGAUGAAGAUAAAUGGACAUUUGUGUUUUAAACAUUUAUUGAAGAUGUUUGUGUGAGUGGCUAUAUGUGUGAAUGCCUUGUGAUGCUCUUUGGAAUAAAAUAAAAACUACCUCUCAAAA
Molecule: messenger RNA, 5515 nt
Organism: Cyprinus carpio (common carp)
Lineage: Eukaryota; Metazoa; Chordata; Actinopteri; Cypriniformes; Cyprinidae
Gene: sema4f
Product: sema domain, immunoglobulin domain (Ig), transmembrane domain (TM) and short cytoplasmic domain, (semaphorin) 4F
Biological process (GO): axon guidance; positive regulation of cell migration; semaphorin-plexin signaling pathway
Molecular function (GO): semaphorin receptor binding; chemorepellent activity
Source: RefSeq, a predicted model, not a curated record